AUGAGCACUACCGUGGCACCCGUCCUGCCUGAGGGCGCCGGAUAUGGCGUUGUCGUUGGCAUUGGUCUUUUCUUCGCACUGCUCAUGGCAUGUGUGUCAUAUCUGCAGAACCGAUACACGCAAUACUCGACAAAAACCAGCGAGGAGUUCAACACGGCCAGUCGCAGUGUCAAGCCUGGCUUGAUCGCUAAUGGAGUUGUCUCGGCGUGGACCUGGGCCGCAACGCUCUUACAGAGUAGCACGGUGGCUUAUGAGUAUGGCAUUUCUGGUCCAUUCUGGUGUGAGUAUAUACUAUUUAGGCCAUACGCUGCCGGAUCCACCGUGCAAAUCUUCAUGUUCUCCAUUCUCGCUUGCAAGGUCAAGCAAAACGCCCCGUACUGUCACACCUUCCUUGAGAUUGUGUAUCACCGCUACGGCAAAAUGACGCAUGCAGUGUUCGUGUUCUUUGCGCUCAUGACCAACACUCUGGUUGCAAGCCAGCUGUUACUUGGUGGCAGUGCGGUCGUCACGGCCCUAACCGGCAUGAACGUCUAUGCCGCUGUCUUCCUCAUCCCCCUCGGCGUCUGCAUUUAUGUUGUCCUCGGUGGUCUGCGUGCUACGUUCCUGUGCGACUAUACUCACACGGUGAUUGUCAUGGUCAUCAUCCUCUACUUUAUGUUCGACGUCUACUCGAGGAACGAGAUGAUCGGGUCGCCAUCGGCCAUGUACGAUCUGCUUAAAACAGCUGCGGUCGAGCGCCCAGUAGAGGGGAACAUCGAUGGAUCCUACGUCACGCUCAAGUCGAAUUCGGGUCUUGUCUUUGGCGUCAUCGAGCUAUGCACCGGCCUGAGCACGGUGUUUCUUGACCAAGGCUACUGGCAGCGAGCCAUUGCCAGCCGACCGACUACCGCUGUCCGAGCCUACAUCAUGGGUGGUUUGUCGUGGUUUGCGAUUCCGUUCGGGUUCGCGACGACACUGGGUCUUGCUGCGGUCGCCUUGACAAACAAUCCCAAGUUCCCGACAUACCCAAACACCAUGACAAGCAGUCAAAUCUCGGCCGGUCUCGCGGCUCCAUUCGGUGCUACGGCCUUGGCCGGGAAGGGUGGUGCAACUGCGCUACUUUUAACGCUAUUCAUGGCCGUCACUUCCUCGGCGUCGUCUCAGCUCAUCGCCGUCUCGUCCAUCCUCACAUUCGACAUCUACAAGACCUACAUCAAGCCCAGCGCCACUCCUCAGCAACUCAUCUUCGUCUCGCAUAUCAUGAUCUGCGUUUUUGGCGUGGUAAUGGCAUGCGUCGCCUGCCUCUGGAACGGCAUCGGGAUUGACCUAGGCUGGCUGUUCCUGGUAAUGGGUCUCUUGGUCGGUGGCGCCGUCUUCCCAGCCGCCUUCACGAUUCUGUGGAAAGGUCAGACGAAGCUCGGUGCCAUCUCGGGUGCGAUUGGCGGCCUGGCGGCUGGGCUGAUUGCCUGGCUGGUCGAAGCCAAAGUGUACUACGGCGAACUUACCGUCGCAUCAACGGGCGCUAACUACCCUACGCUCGCCGGUAACAUGGCCAGUGUGUUCACGGGCCUCGUUCUUACUGUUGGAAUCUCUAUUCUCAAGCCCGAUGACUUUGACUGGGAGAAGACCCGAGCGAUCAACGCGCCCGUCGCGCAAAUCCCGGAGCCGGUCGUCGAAUCGAAGCCUCCAAUCGUUGAAGCAACACCAAACGAGAAGAGCGAGAAGGCCGCCGAUGCCGCGCUUGUUGAUGACCCCACGGCUCUGCAGAGGACCUUCGUCCUGGCCGUGGUCGUGUCCGCCGUUUUGUCGUUGAUCAUGGACAUCAUCAUCCCCAUCCCGAUGUUCCUUAGUCAUUAUGUCUUCUCAAAGGGCUUCUUUACGGCCUGGGUGGUCAUCUCGUUUAUAUGGGUGUUCGUGGCGUUCAUCCUAUGUGGAGUCCUGCCUAUCGUGGAAACGAGACGGUUCUGGGGAGCGAUGUUUAGGAGAAUUAUCGGUAGAAAAGAGGUUUUGGAUGCACAAGGGCAGCAAGCUCAGACCUCCGACGAAGAUGCGGAGCCAGUGAGGAUCGACUCCAAGGCAUAG
Molecule: messenger RNA, 2061 nt
Organism: Aspergillus mulundensis
Lineage: Eukaryota; Fungi; Ascomycota; Eurotiomycetes; Eurotiales; Aspergillaceae
Product: sodium:solute symporter family protein
Exons: 4
Coding region: 1-2061 (686 amino acids)
Biological process (GO): urea transmembrane transport
Cellular component (GO): plasma membrane
Molecular function (GO): urea transmembrane transporter activity
Source: RefSeq, a predicted model, not a curated record